Messenger RNA from Lates calcarifer (barramundi perch), 3525 nucleotides. Its product is annotated as ras-related protein Rab-8A. Gene Ontology annotation, cellular component: dendritic spine; trans-Golgi network transport vesicle; endosome. Gene Ontology annotation, biological process: neurotransmitter receptor transport to postsynaptic membrane; protein secretion; protein localization to plasma membrane. The record is from RefSeq and is a predicted model, not a curated record. The coding region runs from base 49 to 669 and encodes 206 amino acids. The transcript is spliced from 8 exons. Gene Ontology annotation, molecular function: GTP binding; GTPase activity. Lineage: Eukaryota; Metazoa; Chordata; Actinopteri; Centropomidae.
AUUCACAUUGCUGCUUCGCCGGGCGGGAUUUCCGCAAUAAUAUCAAGUAUGGCGAAGACAUACGACUAUUUGUUUAAAUUACUGUUAAUCGGCGACUCUGGUGUCGGGAAGACCUGCGUCCUGUUCAGGUUUUCAGAGGACGCCUUCAACUCAACGUUUAUCUCAACCAUAGGCAUUGAUUUCAAGAUUAGGACAAUAGAGCUUGACGGAAAGAAGAUAAAGUUACAGAUAUGGGACACAGCUGGCCAGGAGCGCUUCCGCACAAUCACAACAGCCUACUACAGAGGAGCAAUGGGCAUCAUGCUUGUCUACGACAUCACCAACGAGAAGUCUUUUGACAAUAUCAAGAACUGGAUAAGGAACAUAGAGGAGCAUGCAUCCUCUGAUGUUGAGAAGAUGGUCCUUGGCAACAAGUGUGACAUCAAUGACAAGCGGCAGGUGUCCAAAGACAGAGGGGAGAAGCUUGCAUUAGAGUAUGGAAUCAAGUUCAUGGAAACCAGUGCAAAGGCCAACAUCAAUGUGGAAAAUGCAUUUUUGACACUUGCCAGAGACAUCAAAUCAAAAAUGGACACAAAAUUGGAGGGCAACACACCGCAGGGGAGCAGUCAUGGAGUCAAGAUCUCAGAGCCUCAGAAAAAGACCAGCUUCUUCCGCUGUAGCCUACUCUGAGGACCGAGGCCUUCGACACUGGCUGCCAGCUGGCUGGACAUAAAUGGACUGUGCUUGCUCUUAGCACUUCCUCCCUCUUCCCUCUUUCUACCCAACCAUGGCCUGUCCUCCCAGCCCACACAAACCAUAGUCCCAGUAAGUGGAGGACUUCUCCUCCUCUCUUCCUCUUCUGAAAGCUUCCAGUGGUGCAUCUCUUCCAUUUAGAAGGAGAUCUGUUGUCUUCAUGAGUCAGACCGCUUGACUGGUGGAGGACUUGAUCCGGAGCAUUGUCCAGAUGUUCCAUAUCACACAAAAGACAGGCUCUUACUUCUCAUAUUAGUCUCUGUUCUCAUAUUUCAUACAGCCGGUAGCACAACCAAGAAUGAGAAAUCAUUUAAUUAUUGUCAAGGUUUUGGGAUUAUAAAUACAAAUGUGAUAUUUAGAUCUAUUUUUAUUAGUGCUUUUUCCCUUUUUAUGUGAUAAAUCUCACCCAGAGACUGAAAGGCUUGAACUCCAGUGAAACAGAGCUGCUCACGCUUCCUUUUCAUUUCAGCAGUUAAGAACCAUUUGAAGUGUAACAUGGUUAAAGAUCAGAGAGGAAUUGGUUUGAAAGGUUUUCUGUUUGAGUUCUGCUUUUUUGUUUGCAUGCAGUUCUCGACAGUCAGUUGAUGCGACUAAAAACUGUGUUGUCAUGCUCCGAACAUUACACACUGCCUCCACUUCUUUUCAGCCUCUCUGCAAAAGGUUUCAAGUGCUGGAAAGCAGUUUGGCAACACAGAACCUAAAAAUACAGUCCAGAUAUCUGCUUCUGAAGAUUAAGUUAUGGUAUCAAGUUAUCAGCAGAACACUGUUGAGUUGACACGUUUUCUGCUUAGGCCUUCUGUGGCGACAAAGCAUGCAACGUUUUUUAGCACAAAUGUACUUACACUGCGUUGCUAUGCAUUUUGUUAAUACAUUAUUUAGGAAUAUAUCUGGACGUGCUUGCUGUAUAAUAUAACUUAUCCUCCGCAGUUAAGUGUAGUGUAAUAAGAUCAUAUUGAAAUUCAGAUUAAUCUGCCACUUGAUUAGGUUUUUUUCGGUACUAAAUAGUGCCUCCUAAAGUCCACAGUAACUUUUUCAAAUGUCAUAACCGUGAAAACAUUCAGUUUACUAUUGCACAAGACAAAGAAAAGCAGCAAAUCCUCACAUUUGAGAAGCUGGAACUAACAAAUGUUUGGCAUAUUUGCUUGAGAACCAUCAAUCAUCUGAAUAGUAUUUUUGAUUUAUUUUCUCUCAGUCGCUAAAAGUGUUGCCUUUUAAUUUGAGUUGCGUGAAGGUUUUGUAGCCACUCUUCACUCACUCUCAAGCUAAAUGACGUCUCUGGUUAUUUGAUCAGCAAUUAAAAUCACUCUUGAGGUUUCACACUGUAAGCCCCCUUCCCCUCCUCUGCUAUCCAAGCAGCUCUCCUUGCACUUUACCAGUAACUCGUGUUUUGUGUGUAGUCUGUGCCAAGUGAUAGUUUUGCAGUACAGCAAUACAGUUACUUAGUUUAAAAAAUGUUUUGAUCUAAUGAGUCUUGGUAAUAUCAUGGGCAUAAUUCCUAAAUUUUACUGCACCUACUUAUAAAUGACUUGAUCUCCUUUGCUGUUUCACUGCUAGUGAUCCACUGUCCUGGUAUUAGUUCACUGAAAAACAUUGCCCUAACCCACUUCAACAGCUAUACUAUAGAUUUAUAAAAGAAUUUGUGGGCCUUCGUUUCUAUGCUACUGCCCUGCCAAACUGGUUUAAAAGUGAUAUUUUCUUGGCUUACUCGAAAGUCGGCUUGAUGAUGGUCCCAUUAGUAUUCUUGUACAUUCUCUGGUGUGUUUGUGUUUCAUUGUGGCCCUUUAGUUUGACAGCUAGGUGGCACCAGAGGCACAGUAUGCAUGAUAAGUGACCACCCAAACUCAAAUCUGAACCAGUAUUUUUUACUAUGACCAUGAGCCACAGUGAACUAGACUUGUGUGAUGCAACCACGUACCCUUGACUCGUAUUUGAUGUUGAGUCUCAUCCUGUUUCCACCAUUUCCUCAUGUUCAAUUCCUACAUUUGUUGCUAGUCUGAAAAUCAAGCUCCUAUAUGCACAAUAUCGAGGGGGAAUCUUGUCUUUGCUUGCCUGCACCUUCUUAAUAUCAAAUAAUUUGGGACCUCAUGACUACCAUGACCAUUUGUCUUAACUGCUAAUACUCGGUUCUGUCAUAGGUGAGCUAUGCAUUGUGAAUCUUGGACCUGUGCAUAUGUGUGUAAUGUAAUUUUCAGACGUUACUUGUAGACCUGUACAGUUGAAUGUAUGGACUUUUUUGUUAUCUUUUGUUUCAUUCACUGAGCCAAAAACAGGACACGCUCUGUUUGUAGGAAACUGCAUUGCUACAUCAAUGCAAGUGAAAUUUACCACGAUUAAGUAGGAAGAGGUUAAGGUUAAGUAGGAAGAGUGUGGACGUUGAGAUGUGGAGAUAGUGCUGUCGUCUCAUUCGAGUGAUAACUGUAGCUUUAAAUCAUGAACAGAAAUGUAGGGAGCAGAUGUUUGUGGGACCCAAGCUGUAUCAUUUUCAGCUGAAAUGAUACUCCCUCUCUGAUUUUGUUUUUAAAUCAUAUCCUUUUCUUAUUAAGACUCCUAUCACAUGUCAUAAUAUACUAUACAUCCCUUUUUACAGCCAUAUUUUCAUUCCAUUCAUUGUGAAGUACACAGGGAGAAUAUUACAAUACAUUUUGGAGAAAAAAAGAAAAAAACAUUGUAAAUAUCACAUUGAAAAAGAGAUCUACUUAAAUUGUACUGUACUUUCUAAACCCAUAUGAAAAUGUAUCUACAGUUUGUAGAUAUGUGUACUUUUGAUUUAAUAAAACAAGAUUAUAAAACUCA